AUGGAUGUGAUCGAGACGGACACCGCCGAAGUACAGGUAAACUCUGUAGGAGCUACCAGCUAUGUGAACAGCUACAAGAUCAUGGAUAUGCUGGGCGAGGGCACGUUUUCGAAAGUUUAUCUUUGCCAGAACGACGCAGGGGUUGAGUUUGCGCUCAAGAUCGUCAACAAGUCAAUCCUGAAGCGCAAACGCGAGUACAAACGUGUCGACGGGAAACUUGUUCUCUCCAACGUCUUCCAGAAAGUCCAAAAAGAGGUAGCUAUCAUGAAAAAGCUAGCACACUCGAACCUCGUCAGGUUGUACGAGGUCAUCGAUAGCCCGGCCGACGAUAAAUUGUUCUUGGUGCUCGAACUCAUCCGCGGCGGUCAGGUCAUGCACUGGGACGACAAGAAAUCUCGCUAUAUUGCUCGCAAUUCCACGACGGGUGUACUAGAUAAGGAAACCGUUCGCGAGUGCAUGCGUGACGUCGUCGCUGCACUAGUCUUUCUGCAUCGUAACCAUAUCUGCCAUCGCGACAUCAAGCCCGAGAAUAUUCUUCUAUCUGGUGAUCGGUACAAGCUCGCUGACUUUGGAGUUGCUCAUAUGAAUGAAGACGAACUAUCAGCUGCAGCCAAAGGUGGGGAUGCGGCUGCUUUAAAGCUCCGUAGUACCGAAGGGACGUAUCAUUUUCUCGCCCCGGAAUGCACGACUGGUGACGAAUAUGAUCCUUAUCAGGUAGACGUUUGGGCGCUAGGGGUGACCAUGUUCACCUUGCUAUCUGGGACGCUACCAUUCGGCACAAGCGUCGCAUCAUUGAGUGAUGUGAUGAUGUCAAUUCGCGAGGAUCCGUUGGUUCUACCGCCCGAUCUUGAUGCUGAAUGCGCUCAACUACUCACUCAGCUUUUGGAGAAGAGCCCCCACAAACGUAUCACGGUUACGCUGCUCAAAACCCACCCGUGGCUCUUGGGAGCAGGUGAUGAACUGAUUCGAAGACCUUCGAGUCGGGAAGUGAUGGUAACGCAGCAGGAGAUCGAAGCUGCUUUCACACCAGUCAAUAACUUUAUUCUGGUGAUGAAACUCAAGAUGAAAAUGUCGUCACGGCUCAAUAACGCCCGCAAAGCGCUCGCUAACAACGUUAACGGCACUCGAGUUGAUAAAGCGAUGCCAGUGACAGAAAAUAAUUUCGUGUUUUCGUCUCAACCUGCUGAAGAUAAAGGAGAUAAGGAGACAAAGACGGCCGAAAUGGCCCCUGGUGAAUUACCACGGGUGAAGACUGAUAAAUUACAGAGACGGCCGAGUGGUCUUGUGGGAAAUAUAAGCGAGACGGUGGGCUCUCUUACUUCGACAUUAACGCGUCGACUAAGAGCUAUCGUACCAGCUUUCGAUAGCGCAACUUCGGCCACACCGCCUCAAGCUCCGGAAAUGGAUUCAACAGGCAAAGCAGAUGCAAAUGGGCGCCCCGGGCCUAGCAUGUCGACUCGCAACUCGCGCGCCAUUGAAGCCUUAAUCUUCGAAAUGCGUACUGACAUCGAGCCGUUGGCCGGAGUCGUGACAACCGAAGAAAUCUGUGGUGAUCUGUCGCCCGGUAGAAAUGAAGCUCGGAGAACUUCUUUGGUAUCGUUACUUAACAGGGACAAGUCUCCAACCAAGUCAGACGCGGGAUUAUCGCCGAACACACACAAACUGACAAAACGCAAGUCGGUAUCCCCGACGAGCUGGGACGAAAAAUGAAGACCUUAGCUUAGCUUGCUUUCCGUCCACAAAGGUAACCCAAAACGAAAUCGUAGUACAGUACAUGGACAAUAAAAAAAAAAAAGCGUGCAAUACAUGGUGAACCUGAAGAGUGACCGCUCGUUCAUGAGUUGGUGUCUUGGCGCUUAA
Molecule: messenger RNA, 1860 nt
Organism: Phytophthora infestans T30-4
Lineage: Eukaryota; Oomycota; Peronosporomycetes; Peronosporales; Peronosporaceae
Product: protein kinase
Exons: 4
Coding region: 1-1710 (569 amino acids)
Biological process (GO): protein phosphorylation
Molecular function (GO): protein kinase activity; ATP binding
Source: RefSeq, a predicted model, not a curated record